AUUCGAUACGAUUCUUAUCGAUUCUGUUGCUGCUAACAAAACGAAAGUAAUUUGUUGAAAAACAGCUAAACGACAGCUGUAAAUAGUUGAUUGUGCCACGUCCAAAUCAGUAAACAAAAACCGCCUUCAAGCUGUUUAAUCUACCGCAAAUCUACAAGCAUACCACAGCGGACUCCACUCGUCCCACUAGUAGCAGUUGCAAAAUGACCGUACAUGAAUUUAAAGUGGAAAUGACCUGCGGCGGCUGUGCUAGCGCCGUAGAAAAGGUCUUGGGCAAAUUGGGCGAUAAGGUGGAAAAAGUGAAUGUCAAUCUGGAUGAGAAAACUGUUACUAUCACCUCAAACUUAUCGGCCGACGAACUGUUGGAACAGUUGCGCAAGUCGGGAAAGGCAGUUUCAUAUGUCGGUGUGAAGAAAUGAGACGAGUUUCUCAGCAAGUUUCAGAAAUACGGCAAACUGAAGCUUGAAGUAUAAUCGAUGGAUAUCCCACAAAGGAUUCACUCAUUGUCGUAUCUGUUGAUAUAUGAUCCAUUUGAGAAAUCAUUCAAAAAACAGCGUGAUGCAUAUGAUGGUUCAACGAAAAUGUUUUUAAAAUAUUAUUAGACUUAACCAAAUUAUGAGAUAAACAUGAGGAACUUAUCUACACAUUAUGCUCUUGCCCAAAUUUUACGUAGCUCGAUAUUAAAUUAUACAGUAUAUUAAAAGCGUUAUACAACCAUAGAUUCAGAAUU
Drosophila innubila is the source of this 730-nucleotide messenger RNA. It is a transcript of the gene Atox1, whose product is annotated as copper transport protein ATOX1. The coding region runs from base 204 to 419 and encodes 71 amino acids. Gene Ontology annotation, cellular component: cytosol. The transcript is spliced from 3 exons. Gene Ontology annotation, molecular function: copper chaperone activity; metal ion binding. NCBI's taxonomy places the organism in Eukaryota, Metazoa, Arthropoda, Insecta, Diptera, Drosophilidae. The record is from RefSeq and is a predicted model, not a curated record. Gene Ontology annotation, biological process: copper ion transport.